UGCGCGCACACGUUAUCUCGGUAGGUAUGUGCCACAUGCGGUUCUGAACGGUCGUGAACAGCGUCGUAGUACAUCGCAGUCGUCCGGUGAAUGCGGUCCGCGUCUCGUUCGUUAUUAUCGUAACAUUGUGUGUUCCGUCGCAUAUAAGCGGUUCGGUGGGUUUUCGAUUGUGGGUGUAAGAGAGAGAUACGCGAUUCGACGUAGAGAUUUUCACCAAAACAUUAAAAUAAAAUACGGUCAACUCGCCGGGUGUGCGUAUCGGACGUGUGGUCCUGACCCGACCCGACUUCGGAGAUGACUCGAUGACACCGGAUCUUCCGUUGGUUACCGCCGCCGUGUGCAGUGCACAGGAUUAAUAAUUUCUCGGACGCCGCCACAAACAGGCGUUUCAAACGACAAGAGCACAAUUUGACUACACGUGAUGAGUGUGCAAAAUCUCCGGAACAAGUUCAGCCAGAACAACGGUUCGGUGCCGUACAACCCACCCGGGCUGAGUUACGGGAAAUCCGAUUCCACGGUACAGUCGAGUCUGAACAACCACAACAAUAACAACCAUCACCAUCACCACCAUGUGUCGAAUUAUCAGAUGCCAAACGGUGGCGGUGGACGGUUCAAGACGAUUCGCGAGGAGCCGGAUGCACCGGAAGACUUCAGCAGCAGCAAACCGGUGGCGACCAAGAACAACAGUUUUCUGCAGAGUUAUCUAGCGAACGAGAUGAGGAACGUCGGUGGUUCACCCGGCAACGGAAUUAAGCAGACGGCCGCAGUGCAGGCGCCGGCGCACAACCGGUUCGUCGCCUCUAAGUCGUCACCAGUAGUGGAAGUUGUGUCAAAAUACGCGGUCAAGUCCCCUCAGGAAACGGCCACAUCAAAAUUGACGUUCGGUGAGAUCAAAUUGCCACACCAGUCGCCGACAGUCCCCGUACAUCCGCCCAAGUCAAUCGGUGCCAAACCAAUGCUUCCGCCGCCGAUACCGGACAGCACUCCGCCCAGGUUUUCGGUCAAAUCUUCGACCGUCCUGAACAGUAGCAGUAAAAGCAGUCCUGUAUCAACUACCGAGGAUAGAUGGAAGAUCAAAUAUGACGAAACGGAGACGAAGCGAAAGAGCCUGUUGAUUCAGUCUCAAAAACUGUUGAGAGAAAAGUCGGACAUGGAACGUCAAGUGGCGAAGCUGCGCACCAAUCUCGAACUGUCCAAUAAAGACUUAUCAGAAAGAACCUUGCAACUCUCUCAGCUGAGGAGUCUUUCGGAAGCGAUGUACAAGGAAUAUGAUCAAUUAAAACAACAAUACGAACUCGAGACAACUACGUUGCAAAAGGCGAUGGAACGAGCUUCGCAGUGGUAUAAACAAAAUCGUGAGCUGAAAAGAAGGAGCUCGGCUUUAAUGCAAAAAGUAAUGUCAGUGGCGCCGUCCACGUUGGAAGACUUGGCAGAUGACACGGACGGUAAUGACAACGAUAUGGACAACAACGACACCGAAAUGGAAGAGCUGCGGAAAACUGUCAAAGAGCUCACUCAAGAAGUUUCGAGGCUACAAGCAGAAUUAAAUAAAAUUAAACUACAAGAGUUUGAAGCCCAGGAGCAGACAGUAGACUUGACUUCUGAACUGGAGGAAGAGCGUAGGGGGCGAAAACGGGCUGAACAAGAACUUAAAGAAUUAAAAAUGAAACAUGACAGUUUGGAAACAGUUAGCCGUAAAGUAGUCGAAGAGACAACCGUGUUACACCAACAAUAUAAGAGAGAAAAAGAAGAAGGCGUAAAGAUACGAAGUGAUGCGAACAAAGUGAAAUCCGAGAGAGACGUGCUAGCCAGGCAAAGUCAACUGUUGAUGAUGGAUGCUGCGUCGGACGAAAAAAUUAUGAAACUGUUGUUCGAGGUGGAACAAUUGCAAAGAACAUUAAGCCAAGAGAGGCAAGAGCAUAUGGAACAGCUAAAAGACUUACACGAAAAAUUGGAAUCGCAAAGCGAAUCCGAACAAAUCGAAUUGUACGAAGAGAAGUUGAAGUUAAUCGAAGCGGAAUUACUAUGUUCUCAGCAAAGAGCUGACAUUGCUGAAUCUCAGGUUGAAGUACUCGGAAAACAACUUCGGGAAACCAAAACCGUAGUCGCGCCGCCCCAGUGCGGACCCCCACCGCCACCACCCCCGCCGGCACCACCAGCACCACCACCACCUCCACCACCGAUGGCGAUGGCGGGGACAAGCGGCGGCAUCAAGCUGAAAACGGUUAGCUCGCUGAACCAUAACUCUAACGCAAUUGAAGAUUUAGGGAAUUACUUGGGACUGCCAAUGGCUACUCCCAAGGGCCCUCAAGUACAGAACGGUGCCAUUGACGCGAUAAUCAACCAGAUCAAAGGAGGUCGUUUCAGUCUGAAAGCCACGGACAAGGAGAAACAGACUCCGGUCAAAAAACAAGAACCUCAACCCGUCGUCAACGAGAUGAUGAACGUUCUGGGCACGCUGCGUCGGAAUCCCAAACGGAGAGCCAGUUUCAAAACGGCGCCUGCCGACGUGGCGCUAUAGUACCUUCCUAAUAAUGAUGAUAAAAAUAAUAUAUUUUCAGUCCUUAACCACUGUCUGCGUGUCUCGCUCGAAAAAAUUAUUAUUAUUACUAUAGUUAAUAUAAUAUAUAUAUAUCGGUAUAUUAUAUAUUUUUAUUUUUUGUUCCUCUGUUGUCGGUGUGUUUUGUGUGCACGAGUGGUGUGCUCUCGACGUAGACAUUUACACUACUCAUUUAAAGAAAACGUUUUCAUUUCAUUGUACAUAAGAAUAUAAUAUAAUAUAAAAAAAAAAAUUAUAUGUAACGACUCUUUAGCGUAAAUAUAAUAUUAUAAUAUAAUUUAAUGGUCGUGAACGACGGGACAUCUGUGAUUUUUACAUUUCUAUCAAAUUUCUCAGUAAAUAUUUAAUAUUGUGCUUAGUCUAAGGAAAUUCGUUUUAAGAAUAUAAUAUUAUUACUAUUUAUUAAGAACAGUGAUGGCUUCUGUGUCUAACUGUAAAAGUGAAAGCUAAUGAAUAUAAUAUUAUAGGUAAGAAGUUAUAAUUUUUGAAAUUUUUAGUUUGUAAUAUUUUACCAUCAAAACCAUUUUUAUUUAUCAUUUUUGUUUUAUACCUUAUAAGUGUUUUUUUUUUUUUCAAUAAUCUGAAUAUUAUGUUUUAUUUCAAAAAUAUUAAUUAAAUUUUAAGUACUUGUACGUUACUGUUUUGUAGUAAUAGUUUAAUAGCCAAUAACUUGUUACAUGUUAUAAGAUUCUAAUAUAGGUAAUUAUUUUUGAGCAG
Molecule: messenger RNA, 3277 nt
Organism: Acyrthosiphon pisum (pea aphid)
Lineage: Eukaryota; Metazoa; Arthropoda; Insecta; Hemiptera; Aphididae
Product: shootin-1
Exons: 12
Coding region: 422-2521 (699 amino acids)
Biological process (GO): neuron projection morphogenesis; positive regulation of neuron migration
Cellular component (GO): cell leading edge; cytoplasm; axonal growth cone
Source: RefSeq, a predicted model, not a curated record